Messenger RNA from Cryptococcus wingfieldii CBS 7118, 555 nucleotides. RefSeq lists its product as hypothetical. Gene Ontology annotation, cellular component: preribosome, large subunit precursor. Lineage: Eukaryota; Fungi; Basidiomycota; Tremellomycetes; Tremellales; Cryptococcaceae. The record is from RefSeq and is a predicted model, not a curated record. The transcript has 2 exons. Gene Ontology annotation, biological process: ribosomal large subunit assembly. The coding region runs from base 1 to 555 and encodes 184 amino acids.
AUGUCUGCCCCUCGACCAACUCAGAAGAACAACCGAAGAAAGAGAAGAAGAAGGCAGGCGUCGGUCUCGGACAGCUCGUCAGACGACAGCUCGAGUUCCGAGGACGCUCCCCCUAUCAAAGCAGCCAAAGCCGCUCCAAUUAAAGUGGACGGAGAGUCGUCCUCCUCUGAGGAAUCUUCUUCUUCGUCUUCAUCGUCCUCAUCAUCUUCCUCUUCCGACUCUGAAUCAGACUCGGAUUCUGACUCUGCUCCCACCUCGAAACCCUCUGCAGCCAGCAGCCAGCUUCCUCCAGCCAAGCAGCGCACUCGACACCCUACAAAUUCGCCAUCGCCUCCCCCGGCUACUGGUCUCCCGACCUUUAUGCAGUAUUCGAGAAGAGGGAAGGGCGCGGUCAAUCCCGAGGAAGAGGAGAGGAGAGAAAAGUUCAAGACGGUGUAUAUGAACAAGCUGGUCGAAGGCUUCGGGGGCGAGUUGGAAAAGAUGCGCGAGUCGGAUCCUACGUUGGGCCCCAAGAGGUUGCAAUUGCUGAUCGAUUCUUUGGCUUCGAGCAAGUAG